AUGGCCAAAACACCCCAGAGCAGCAGCAAGAAUAACAAAGUCCUCUCACAAGACCUCCUUCCCCUUUCUCUACAUGAGUUUGCUUUCCUCCACGCCAAGAUAAAACUCCUUUGCUCCCUGUCUCUCUCGCGAAGAUGCUUUAGUACUGGUCAGUCUUCUUCGUCUUGCUUCAACUUUGAUGAAAGCAUCUGUUCAAAUUCUGCAUUGGAGAUGAGCUGCCAGUUGAGUGGCGGUAGUGGUGAUGGUGAUGUUCCAGAGUCUUUGAACAAUGUGGGGACUUUAUCAGGGGACAAGGGUGGUUCUGGUUAUGCAUCACCUGCUUUUGUUAGUGGAUGGAUGUAUGUUAACGAAAGUGGCCAAAUGUGUGGUCCUUAUAUUCAGCAGCAGUUAUAUGAAGGUUUAUUGACUGGUUUCCUUCCUGAUGAGCUGCCCGUGUAUCCUGUGGUUAAUGGAACAUUAACCAACCCUGUCCCACUGAAGUACUUCAAGCAGUUCCCUGAUCAUGUCGCCACGGGGUUUGCAUAUCUGAGCUCCAACACCUCAACUACGAUCUCACCUACACCUUCUGUUCAUCCAAACUCAGAUUUAGCACCCGACUUCCUUGGCAACUACAAUAAUUUGAACCAGUCUAUAUCAAACCCUGAAGCAGCUAACCAAAGCAUGGAACUUUGGCCGCUGUCUGGUGAAGAUCGUUGUUGGUUGUUUGAGGAUGAUGAGGGGAGGAAACAUGGACCACAUUCUCUUCUAGAAAUUUAUUCCUGGCAUCACUAUGGAUAUCUCUGUGACGUAGUAAUGUUAUACCAUGCUGAAAAUAAGUUUAGGCCCUCUAUGUUGCUAUCCGUGGUAAAUGCGUGGAAGAAAAGUAAACCUGAUUUUCCAUCUGCUUCUGACGUCGAAAGCAAUUUUGGCUCUUCAAUGAGCUUCAUAGAUGAAAUUUCUGAAGAAGUUUCUUGUCAUCUGUACUCUGGAAUAAUGAAAGCUGCUCGUAGAGUUGUAUUGGAUGAGAUCUUCGGCACCAUAAUUUCAGAGUUUGUUGUUGCAAGGAAAACGCAGAGAAAACCGGAUCAUCUGGCUGGAACUGUUGGCACGCCUGUCAGCAGAAAGUCAGAAACUGCUGGUCAAAGAAAGUAUAAAUCUGCUGAGUCUGACUCAGCCUGUCCAGCUGUUAGUGAUCAGACAUGCAUUAAUGAGACGUCUUCAUGGUCUCCAUCCAUCACAAAAUCUGUUGGAAGUUUUGACAACCCUAAGACCAUAACAAAAUCUGUUGGAAGUUUUGACAACCUCUUAGGGUCAUGUGCUGUUGUUUGUAGAAUGCUUUUUGAUUACUGCUCUCAAGUGAUGUGGAAUGCUGUCUUUUAUGACACUAUUGCUGAGUUUUCCUCCUCGUGGAGGAGGAGAAAGAUUUGGUUUGGUCCUUCGAAGAUUAUUUUACCUUCUAAUACUGGAGUUGCUGGCAUCAAUAGACUCCUUGAUGAAGCAGAAUCCUCUGCUUCUGAUAUUGAUUGCCCUCCUGGUUUUGAACCAAUGACAAUUGAAAGAGAUAAUCACGUAGAGUCAUCUGUCAUGGCUUCAUCUAUGCUUGUGGAAGAAAAUUCUCCUAACUGGAGUGGCAUGCACAGCAACGUUGUGAAUGAUGAUGUAAUAUCCAUUUUGGAGAGUCUCGAAGAGGAGCUCCAUGUGUCUGCAAAGGUGUUCAUACCUGAUCUUGUUGAAAUUCUUGUUGAGGAAGAAGUAAUGAAAGUAACUAAUAUUUUACAGGAUGAGGAACGGAAUAAGGACACUGUCAAGUCUUCAAUUCAUGGUCUGAAAGCUAGUGACCCCAGUUCUUCCGGCAUGCAUGAUGAAUUAAGGAUUGAUUCUGACGGAUUGUGUUUGGAGGCAAACUUUACUGAUAAUUCUCAUAGUGGAUUCCAAGAUCACUUGUGUCAAGCUGUAUCUGAAAGCUCUAUGCCUAACUUUUUGCAAAGUGCUUUUAGAAGAUCACGUAUGCACGUAGACGAAAUGGUUUAUGAUGCAAAAGAUGAUGAACCACAACCACCAGGUUUGGGAAAUGAUAGUAUGACUAUUGCGCCAUCACCUGCUAAACUCCGUCCUUCAAGAUCAAAUGAGUGUGCUCCUAAGAUUGGAGUAUAUUUUGCCAUGGCAAUGUGCCGUCUUAAAUUGCAUGAUUGUGUUCUUGAAGAAUGCAAAUCAUUGUUCAUUGCUGGUGCUCUUCGUAAAUAUCUAGUAUCUUGGCAUACUUCGAGAAAGUGCCAUGAACUUUGUUUCAAUCAGGAAAUAACAUGCAAUAAAGAGCGUCAUGGUGAUAUUCUUAGCGUACCAGAGAAAGUAAGAGAAAGAUCGAGGAAAGUUUACAGUUCAGGUUAUUCAGAAGGGUCUCUGACUACUGGCAAAUAUACAUAUUACCGCAAGAAAAAGUCAUCAUUGAAGAAGAUAGGACCAUCGUCCUUGUGCACGACUCCAUGUGACAAUAAACUACAGAAUCUAUCUGUGGAGAGGUCUGUGGAGCUGGACGUUAUGAGAGAUGCAAGUCCAAGGAGGACUGAAACACCAAAUGGCUUUGCUGAUCCAUCUCUUAGUGCCCGGCCUUCGAAAACCACUGUUGUAAGUAGUUCAAAAAGUGAUCACCCAGUAUUCAGAAGUGCUGGUUUCAGAAAAAUUGUCAAGUUCUCUCAUUCAGUUCAAAAGGAUGAGAUAAAAGAAGUUGUCGUGAAGCGUUUUCGGAAGAGUGUUACGAAGGACAAUCAUAAUGACUUUGAGAGCCGUAACCAUGAUCUCAGAAAUGAUGAAUUGGGUACUCAUAAGCAAUCUGGGAAGAAACUAAAUGUAAGUAAAGUACCAAAGCUGAAACGGAAGUGUGCAAUGGAUGGUUUGCCGGGUCAUUAUCCUGCAAAGGUUUCUAAAGCAGUGAAUGAGGCUACUAAACAAGCAGCUGGUAAACAGGUUGUGCUAGGGAAAAUCAAGUCUGAUAAAUUGAGAAUACCAAAUAUUUGCCCUAGGUCUGAUGGAUGUGCAAGGUCUUCAAUUAAUGGAUGGGAGUGGCAUAAAUGGUCAAUAAAUGCAAGUCCUGCUGAAAGAGCUCGUGUUAGAGGAAUUCAGUACAUUUAUGGCAAGAAUUUAGGUUCUGAGGCUUGUUCAUCUCAGUUGUCAAAUGGUAAGAGUCUUUCUGCAAGAACAAACAGGGUCAAGAUGCGGAAUCUUCUUGCUGCUGCUGAAGGAGCUGACCUUUUGAAAGUCACUCAAUUGAAGGCGAGAAAAAAGCGCUUGCAUUUCCAGCAGAGCAAGAUACAUGAUUGGGGUCUUGUUGCGCUAGAGCCAAUUGAGGCUGAGGACUUUGUCAUUGAGUACGUCGGGGAAUUGAUUCGUCCACGAAUAUCCGAUAUACGUGAACGUCUUUAUGAGAAGAUGGGUAUUGGCAGCAGUUAUCUUUUUAGACUUGAUGAUGGUUACGUGGUUGAUGCAACAGUGCGUGGUGGGAUUGCUAGAUUUAUAAACCAUUCUUGUGAGCCCAACUGCUACACAAAGGUCAUAAGCGUUGAAGGUCAAAAGAAGAUUUUCAUCUAUGCGAAACGACAUAUAGCUGCAGGAGAAGAAAUUACUUAUAAUUACAAAUUUCCUUUGGAGGAGAAAAAGAUCCCCUGCAACUGCGGUUCCAGGAGGUGUCGUGGAUCUCUGAAUUAGAGUAUUGUGGUUUGCAAGUUGAGGUUAGUAAAUGUGGAUUUUGCUGUCAAAUGAUGCUUUGUAUAAUAGCUUCAUCCACUUGGAACAAUUUGGCCGGUUGUCUGAAAAUUUUGGCGGAUGUUGUAACAAGAUGACUUGGCUGCCGAGUAAGCUUCAGAGUCGAUAUGGCCAUCUUUCAUCAUUGCUUGCGAGUAUGUGACCCAGUGGUAGAGCUGCAGGGACCAGGGGUGCAACCUAGAGGUCACAAGUUUAAUUUCUGGAAUAGUCUCUCCACAUAUUAUGUGGGGGUAAGGUCCGCGUGUCCCUGACCCCGCCUACUACGGGAGCCUUGUGCGCGGGAAUUGUUUACCUUUUUAAUACUAGGUUUGUGAUUGGGUACUUGGACUUGUUUUGUAGUUUCAUGAAUGUGGAUACAAACAUGAAUUUGAUAGAAGAAAAUGUAGUUACAAGUGCAGCGAGAAACUGUAGAUGAUGCUUUCAGAUUUACUUGCAAAGACAUCAGGCACGACUUUCAUAGGUUUUGGGUUGUAGCAGUCAAUAAAGACCUGGUAUCUAAUAGUGGCAAUCUUUGUUGAUUUGAUUUUUUAGCCAACUUGUUAGAGGAGGUUUAUGGGCUCCCUGCAUUCCAGUAGGUCUUUCUCUGAUGCAGAUGAGUUUCUUCUCUCGGAAACUCUAAAUCAGUCCACGGUUUUCUUACUUAAACUCAGACUUUUGGAAUGCCAAAUUUUUUUGUACAGACAUGCAUUAAUUCUCUAUGCUAUAUAUAUGAACUUGAAACAAAAAUUUGCAUAACUUUGCGGAUGACUUUGAUGGUUCCGUAAGUAAUUUCUUGUUAACAUUGAGAAAGGUCUAUACCCUUACAACUCAUUAAAUCUUAAUCUCAAGCUCUGUUUGCUGAAGAAAUCUGAUACAUCUUGCCCCCGAUAUCCUAUAACCAAUAUAAACGGCAGCAAGGCUUAAAGAGGGCAAGUUGCCGACCAUUUGUUUGAAGUAUACACAAUGGAUUUGAAUGAUCCACGAAAUCGAAGUAUUCUUCAUGAGAGCUCCCACAGUAAUGGCUUAGAUUUAACAAGUUGGUUGGUGAACCUGUUCUUUUAGGUUUUACUUUUGCAUAGAUUAUGUGGCCAUUUAAUUUUAGCCCGUUCAAUUACUGCAAGUCAUGGUCUUAUCAACUGUGAAAUAAAGAAGUGUUGUUACAUCUUGCUGAUGGGGCUUGCAGAUAGAAUAUAUUAGCAAUAGCUCAAUGUUGAUGAGGUGAUACUAUCGCAUUGUUUUUGUUUUGCGGAAGACGGUGGCUACAAAAUGUGUAUAAACUUUAAAGGAAGUGGCAUUUGUACUGUCUUCAACAAGACUGAGACAACAAAAUUCUUCUUGUUGAUAAGAGUCCAAAUUUACCAAUGGAGAUUGAGGAAAACUUAUUAGCUGGCGGUCAAAAGUCUGGAGUGGCUUUAGGCAGCAGCAUCAUAAGGAUGAUUGCGUAUGAUGUCUACCCUGUAUGUAUUAUACUUCUAGUUAUUUACUAUAUUUGUUCCAUUCAUUGGUUGCAGGGAUAGACCAAGUAGAAACAGCGUCUUAGCUGCUUGAGCUGGGGCUGGGGCGAAGGUGUCUCCAGGCCCUCCGGUAUGUUUCUGCUGGCCCUUCUUUCUUUAUCAAGUUGACAGGGAGAGUAAGACUCUGUUGGCUUGGCUUGCAAUCAUAAAGCUAGAGAAUACGUAGUUGAACCUAGAGUGAGAGAUGAUUACAUGGAUCAUCAACACAAUGGACUUGGUUACUCAGACCAUACAGUAUAUACAGGAAGGUAGAGGGGCGGGGCAAGGUCUCCAUUCUCCAAGGGGAAAAAAAGAAAAACUUUCUUUUGUAAGUGAACAGCCUCAAGGUGGCUAAAAUAGGGAAUUUAGUAAGUAGCGUUGUGAAUAGUCUUUUACCUUUUCUUUUCUUUUUUUUUGAUACUUUUGACUUGGAAGAUUUAGCCUUGGUUGGAAAAAAGGACAACAAAAACUGCCUCCUGUUUUUUUGACCUUAGAUGAAAUAAAUAAUGAAAAGAAUUUUGGAAGAGUU
Tripterygium wilfordii is the source of this 5739-nucleotide messenger RNA. RefSeq names its product histone-lysine N-methyltransferase ATXR7-like. The coding region runs from base 1 to 3681 and encodes 1226 amino acids. Gene Ontology annotation, cellular component: Set1C/COMPASS complex. The record is from RefSeq and is a predicted model, not a curated record. Gene Ontology annotation, molecular function: protein binding; histone H3K4 methyltransferase activity. The transcript has 19 exons. NCBI's taxonomy places the organism in Eukaryota, Viridiplantae, Streptophyta, Magnoliopsida, Celastrales, Celastraceae.